Molecule: messenger RNA, 1132 nt
Organism: Manduca sexta (tobacco hornworm)
Lineage: Eukaryota; Metazoa; Arthropoda; Insecta; Lepidoptera; Sphingidae
Product: ommochrome-binding protein-like
Molecular function (GO): protein binding
Source: RefSeq, a predicted model, not a curated record
AUGCCGAUAUUAUAAUGAUAAAUCAUUCCGUGUUUUCGUAUAUUAAUUAAUUCAUUCAACGGUUGGUAAUAGGAAGCGAAAGUCGGUAAAUUCUUGCUCCAUAAGAAAUUUAUUUUUGGAUUUUAACAAAUAGUUCUGUGAUAGUGCAAUUGUUUUUAAAGGAUUUCAAUUUAAUAUAAAAUGCUCCAGUUUUUUGUUUUGUCAUCGAUUUUAUCCGCAGCCGUUGCGAAAACCAACUGCCACGGUUGCUUCGAUGGCACCUGUUACUCCAAAUCACCAGUCUUCAAAGAUAACAAGAUCUCCGGCCAAAUAGCAAUCGAUAGAAUUGAAAACAUUAUUUAUUUCCACUAUGAGAACUCCCAAUCAAUCGAUUACACAGCUGCAUUCGAUUUAGAUGAUAUACGAUUCAAAAUCGUUCCUGGAAUCGAUUUUUCAUUUGCUCGAACUGUGGAUCAGAGUAAUAGAGAUGUUUACAUUGGCGGAGUGCAGGGAAUUUUCAAAUACAGUCCAAUUGAAAACAAGACAAUUGAAUUUGGUUUAAGGGACGAAACUAUCUGGCAUUUGCAAUACAAGGGCAAAAUUUACUACACAGCUUUCAGAAAAAAGGGACUUUACACGUACGGGAACCAUAAAAGUAAAAGUAUUAAAGCCUUGUCGAAUUACAGUAUCGAUAACUUUGUAAUCGAUAAGCAUAAUGACGUGUACUUUAUGAGUGAUGCUAAAAUAUAUCGAUAUAAACUGAGCGAAAAAUACCGUGUUGUGACUAACGAAGCGUUUGUUUUGUCCGUGGAUAUUUUCGACAAUGUUUAUUUUCUACAAUCAGCUAGUCGAGGUUUGUAUAAAUUAAACUAUAAAACUGACCGUUUAACUGAAGUUGGCGCUUUUGCGAACGGCACACCGAUAAAAUUCGUUUUCGAUGCGAAUAACAAUGUUGUUUAUUACGACAAAGAAGAUGAUAAGUUGUAUUAUUUGUUGCCAAAUUACUCGAAAUGCAGAGUUGCUAGUGUUGUAGAGAGGAAAUUAAAAAAAGCUCCUAGUAUUGCCAGAGCAAAAACUAAUAAAUUAAGAAUACAUAUGGUAGAUUCAUAGUAAAUUAUGGUAUUUAUUUAAAUAAUAAAGACUUGAAAUGGUU